Molecule: messenger RNA, 1875 nt
Organism: Podospora pseudopauciseta
Lineage: Eukaryota; Fungi; Ascomycota; Sordariomycetes; Sordariales; Podosporaceae
Exons: 1
Coding region: 1-1875 (624 amino acids)
Source: RefSeq, a predicted model, not a curated record
AUGACGAUGCCUUCGCUAUCAACAACACAACGGCACGGAGUUAUCAGUGACCUCUCUCAAAACCAUGCUCACCCCGGAACCCCUAUUCAGACUCUCCCACAAGAUAUCUACGAGCCCUCGGACUGUGAAUCUGACCACUCGGAUGACGAGGAAGUUGAUCUUUCCCGACAGCCUCCGGCCACAGCAGUAGCUACUACGCCCCGCCAAUUGGAGGAUGGGCUCGCUAAGCUUGAUUCUACUCCGUCUCCUAGAGUCACCAUCAUCUCCACCCCACUUUCUCUCACUGACAGAGAGGACGAACCCGAUUGUCCUGUCAUACUUGCUGGGCUGGAUCCGAGCCCGUUGCCCCCGAAGAAAGGGUCCCGAACCUAUCGCUACUUUCGUUACAAUUUUGGUUCUGUCUACCGCCGAAUCUUCUGCCUGGCCUUCUUGGGCAACCUCUCGGCCCUCGUCGUCCUCGCUGCCAAACACGGGCUGUCAAGUCAGGCUGAGAGGUUCACCUAUCAACAGGCCAGUAUAGCGGUCACGGCCAACGUUUUGGCCGCGCUGCUGGUCAGAAAUGAGCAUGUGGUCAAUGCUUUCUUUUGGGUCUUUGCCGACAAGGCUGUCACCAAGUACCUCCCUCUGAGAGCCAGGAGGUUGGGGGCCAAGAUCUACUCCUACGGCGGUGUCCAUUCCGGGUGUGCCGUGGCUGCUACGGCGUGGUACAUUGCGUUUCUUGUGCUCCUGACGCUGGAAUGGACUGGUUCCGACAUCGCCGAGGAUCAAGGGAUGGUGAAGGGAUACAUCUACCUCGUCAGCUACACCAUCCUCGCACUCUUGGUCAGCAUGCUCGCGACCGCAUGGCCCGAGUUCCGAAGAAGGUGCCACAACUGGUUUGAAGGCGUCCACCGGUUCAUGGGAUGGACGGCGGUGUUUUUGUUUUGGGUGCAGGUCUUGCUUCUCACUUAUGAGAACUCCUCCCACGAUUUCGGCACGGGGCUCGUGCAGUCACCCAACUUUUGGAUGUUGGUGGUCAUCACGGGCUUGGUCGUCUACCCUUGGACAAGGCUAAGGCUCAGAAAGGUCGAGGCCGAGGUGCUAUCGAGCCAUUGCGUCAAGCUCAAUUUUGAGUACAGGGAUGUGCACUAUGGGCAGGCAGUCAAAUUGACCGACAACCCUCUGAGAGAGACGCACGGGUUUGGGGUCAUCCCUCAUCCGUAUGCUCCAAAGACUGAAGAUGCCACCCACCAGACAAGCAGUAGCGGCAGCUCCAUGGUGUCGGUUGAGAGAGAGAAGACGCAAAAACAAAACAAAGGGUUGUCGCAUGCCGGUGAAAAGGGAUACUCGGUCAUUGUGUCCAAGGCGGGAGACUGGACGUCCAAGAUCAUCGCCAAUCCGCCCACGCACAUCUACACGAGGGGCACGCCGCAAUUUGGCGUCAUGAGAGUCGCUGGCAUGUUUGAACCGUGCGUCAUUGUUGCGACGGGAUCUGGAAUCGCGCCGUGCCUGAGUCUGUUUGUGCAAAAGCCAGACCACCCUGUGAGAAUCAUUUGGUCCACCAAGUCACCCUUGCAGACGUAUGGGCAGGACAUCAUUGAUCUGCUCUACGCCACCGACCCGCGUGCCAUCAUCAUUGAUACCUCCAAGGGCGGCCCCAAAUUCAAAAGGCCAGAUUUGGUCAAAUUGGCCUAUCGAGUUUGGGAGGAGAGCCAAGGAGAGGGGCCUGAGCAGUACGCGAGACUUGAGGGGAGAACCAACUCAACUGGACGAAAAAAGAUUGUCGGCAAGUGCGAGGCCGUGGUGAUUAUCAGUAACCAGAAGCUGACCAAGAAGGUGGUAUAUGGGCUGGAGAGCAGGGGCGUUCCUGCAUUCGGAGCCUUGUUUGAUUCCUGA